AGAUGUCUCAUUUUUCUAGUGAAGAUGAAGCUCUUUUGCAAUCUAUGCUCAGACAGUUACUGCAAAGUGUCCGAGAGAAAAUUACAGGAGCACCGUCAGUUGAGUGUUCAGAAGAGAUUUUGCUGCAUUUAGAGGAAACUGAUGAAAACUUUCAUAAUUAUGAAUUUGUGAAAUAUCUUAGACAAUAUAUAAGUAGCACCCUGGGCUCUGUAAUAGAAGAAGAAACGGAGAAAUGUACAUCUGCACAGAAUCAGGGUGAAGGAUCUGGCUAUGAUACGCUUGUGCAGCAUGUUACUAAAAAGACCCGAGAGUCAAAAGAGUACAGAGAAAUGAUGCAUUCUCUGAAGAAUGUCAUGAUGGUUGUUGUUGAAUCUCUGAUUAAUAAGUUUGAAGAAGAUCAAAUGCGCUCUAAAGAGAUGCAGAGGAAAGUGAAGACAGAGCAGCACAGCAGUUACCAUACUGACAACUGUUCUGAUAGUGAUUCUUCCUUUAAUCAGAGUUAUACAUUCAUGAAUCAAGAGCAAUUGCAGCUACUUGUGGAACGGCUAGAUCCUGCACAACCAAAAGAGGUGCGUCAGGAUGCAAUGCAGACCCUGUGUUCUGCACCUCCAUCUGAUAUAUUAAACUGUGAGAGCUGGACUAACUUACAUAAACACCUUGCAGCAGCCCUCUUGGAUCGUGAUCCCAAUUUCAGUGACAAAGUGUUGAAAUUCUAUGCCAGGACGUUUUCUUCCUGUCCACUAAAUAUGACAAAAGAACUCUACACAAGUUUAGCAAAAUACUUAGAGCUGUUCUUUCUUUCUGAAGAUAAUAAUGUUCCUUCUAUUUCAAUGGGUGUUGAUAUAAGUAACCCGGAUAUAAUUCGUUUACUUAAAAAGAUCCGUUUGCUAAAUGAGUACCAGAGGGAAGUCCCAUCAUUUUGGAUUCGUCAACCAGAAAAGUACAUGGAAGAAAUAAUGGAGAGAACUCUUUCACUUCUGUCAGUAACAUGUGAACCAAACUGCACAGUUUCUCUAAAAUCAUUGGAUCCAGUGUACUUCUUGGCUCUGGUUGAUCUCAAAGCUGUUUGGUUUAAAAAAUGGAUGCACGCCUAUUAUAGCAGAACAGUGGUGUUAAAGCUACUUGAAAAGAAAUACAAAUCUUUGAUUGCUGCGUCUAUUGAGCAGUGUGUUUACUACUUAGAAGCUUGUGAAUCAGUAGUUCAUGGGACUUGCAGGUGUCAUUCUUUCUCUGAGUUGCAUACUAGUAAUAAACAGAAGAAUUUCUACAGCGGAAGAGAAUUGCAGUAUAUACAUUUUGUUCAUUCCGUGAGCCUCUUAGGCAGACUGUUGAUAUAUAAACAAGGCAGGAAACUGUUUCCAGUUCAACUGAGAAACAGAAAAGAUCUGAUGUCUGUUACAGACCUUGUUAUAAUGUUUAUUCAACUUAUCUGCUGUUCCCCCAAUUGCCCAAAGGCUCUUACUGUUCAUACAGGCAAUUAUUCCCCAGCUGGCCUCAUUACUGAUGUGCUAAGAAUUCUUUGUGAUCGCAAAGAGUGUGCAACUGAAUGUCUGUAUACGGAUACAGUGAUAGAGGCACUUCUUCAACCAAUACAUUAUUUAUUGAAUGAAAAAGAAAUGCAUCUGAACUGCCGAGAAACUACUCUAAUACAUAUAGCUGAUAUUUUGGCAAGGGUUGCUGCUGUAGAUGAUGGUCUUUCACUUCUUCUUUAUGGAGGUGAAAUGCCCUCUGCCACAGACAAUAGAAGCCAGAAGGGUGCACAUACAAUAGUUCAAUUUACAAAGAAGCUUCUGGAUGAAGAUAUUUCCGUUUUGUCUGGGUCUGAGAUGUUGCCAGUCCUCAAAGGUGCUUUCAUCUUUGUGUGCCAUCAGAUGUAUAGUACCUGUGAAGGUUUAGAGGUGCUGCUACCUUACUAUUUACAUGAAUCUAUAGUAGAGACUUGGAAAAAGAAUAGUUUACUUUCAGAGAGAAUUUCUACUCCUAUAGCUGGGACAGUGUGUAUUUCAUCUGUAAAUCAAGAAUUGCAGAGCUUUGCUGUAUUGGAAGAGACUUUGUUAGAUGACUUGCUAAAUUUUGCUGCCACACCAAAAGGGCUUUUGCUGCUACAGAACACAGGAGCAAUCACUGAGUGUGUGACAUUCAUGUUUGGCAGAUUUUCAAAAAACUUCCAGGUCAGUGGAUGUGAAAAGUUUGGCUAUGGGGUAAUUGUUUCACAAGUGGCAGCGACUGCAUCAGGAGCUAUAGCUCUACAGAAUUCUGGAUUUAUAAAAGCAUUUGUUACUGAGUUAUGGGCUAUUCUAGAAUGUGGAAGAGAUGAUAUUAGAAUUACUCAUCCCAGAUCAACACCAGUAGAUCCCAUUGAACGAAGCUGUCAGAAGUUUUUUCUAGCUCUGAUCAACUUGUUAUCCUACCCAGCUGCUUAUGAACUGAUAGGCCAGCAAGUGAUUCCUAACAAACCAGAAUAUUCUCUUCGUGAAGUUCCCACAGGUAUUAUAGAUAUCGUCGACAGACUUAUUAUUGUGGAUACAGAUGCUAAAGUUCAUUCAUUAUUCAAUUAUGAGCAGUCACAUAUGUUUGGACUGAGGUUAUUAAAUGUACUAUGCUGUGAUCUAGAUAUACUUCUGCUUUUAGAAUCUCAGUUUAAGAUAUCAGAAGUGCUGUUAGAUGCACAAAAAGAGAAUGCCAUCACAAUUUCUGAUAAUUCUCUAGAGUUUAUAAUUGAUGGCUUAUCAGUAGAAAGAAACCAUAUCCUUGUUAGAAUAAAUGUUCUUGGAGGACCAACGGAACGGAUCUUGCCUUCAAGAAUAGUGCAUACGGGUGAUGAUCCAUAUCCCUGGCCAAUGUUUUCAUCAUAUCCUUGUCCGAUGUGUUAUCUUGGUGGAUUUCCUAGAACAACUGAUGUGAGACAAGAUGAUGAUGUAAGCAAACUUUUAUCUGAUCUAAAGAAUCCAGAUAAACAAAUUGGAUGGAUUGAAAAUAUUCAAAUACAGUUUCGUGAAAUCAUAGAAAGAAAACCAUAUGUUGUGAGUGGAACAAAUUUGGGAGAAUUAAUUGAAAAGUUUGUGUUUCAUCUCUCUGAAACACCAUCAGAAUGUUACUUUAUUGACAAAGAAUAUAAAGCUGAUGCAAAUGUUACAACUAAAAGCCUUACAUCUGUACAGCAGCUUGGCAUUAAGAUGACUAUCAGUUAUGGCAAACGUUUGACCCUGCUGAGAGAGAAUGCUGAAAAUGAUCUAUGCCAAGUAUUAAUGCAUUGUGAUAAAUUUUUGAAGCAACAACAAACACCUGUAAAGUCAUCACUACGCAGUCUUCAGGGAGGAUAUGUAAGCUAUGACUGGUUUGCAUCUUCUGUCUUUCUAAUAAUGAUGGGAAACAAAGAGAAAACAUUAACAUUUCUUCAACAGUUCUCCAAUCUUCUUGUCUCUGCAUUCCUUUGGAUGCCACGACUACAUAGUUCUAUUCACUUGCCUGUUGACACAGCAGCAUCUGGCAUCCAUCCAGUCUAUUUUUGCAGUGCACACUACGUCGAGAGGCUGCUGAAGGCUGAGUUGCCCCUUGUCUUUUCCGCUUUCCAUAUGUCUGGCCUCGCUCCAUCACAGAUCUGCCAGCAGUGGUUAAUGCAGUGCUUCUGGAAUUAUAUGGACUGGAGUGAGAUCUGCCAUUACAUUGCUAUUUGCAUUUUCCUUGGCCCUGACUAUCAAAUAUAUAUGUGUAUAUCUGUGUUCAAACAUCUACAGCAAGAAAUCCUUCAGCAUACACAGAACCAGGAUCUCCAAGUUUUUCUUAAAGAAGAAGCACUUCAUGGAUUUCAAGUGAGUGAUUACUUCAGAUACAUGGAAAGCUUGGCUUUAACGUACAGACCAGUACUGCUAAGAGACAUGAAGAACAUUAGAGUGCAGAGCACAUAGAUCAAGGAAAUGAGCAUCUCAUUUCACAUUUUAGUUAUGUUCUUAAGGAGUCACUGAUUGUUUAUUUUAUAUAUAUCUCUGUAAAAAUGCAUUCAUUCGAAACAUUCAUACUGCCAAAUCAAUAAUGAGUGUUUUCAGCAUACAACUUUCACAAGAUGACAUCCUCUAAAUUGGAUCGUCUGAAAAUAAACUCUUUUUUCUAGCUAGGCACCAUAGCCUUGUUUAUAUUUGGCUUCUGAACCUGCCCUUGAAUUACUUAAGGACC
Molecule: messenger RNA, 4173 nt
Organism: Euleptes europaea (tarantolino)
Lineage: Eukaryota; Metazoa; Chordata; Lepidosauria; Squamata; Sphaerodactylidae
Gene: TBC1D32
Product: TBC1 domain family member 32
Exons: 33
Coding region: 3-3908 (1301 amino acids)
Biological process (GO): non-motile cilium assembly
Source: RefSeq, a predicted model, not a curated record